AGAGCUCAGCGCGCCGCGAGCCCCUCCUCACCGCCCCAGGCUGAUUGGCCUGCCUGUUCUCGUCGCCAUCGUGCUCGCCUUGAUUCGCGCCAUUCGCUUCGUGCCCUCCUCGCAAUUAGGAUCAUGGUGCGGUAGGGGUUCGACAUGGCGGAGCCUGAGCAUACCCAUAUGCAUAACUUUGCAUAUCACCCUGGCGUGGCCAGCUGGGUCCAGUCGCUCGACAGCGGUGAUGAAGUCACUGAACACGCUCCCGAUGACUUUUACAAGUCUGCCGUCGCCCACACGCAUGAGGUACCCCAGUCUGGCGACAUGACGGCCACUCGCCAGCGCCAGCAGACGCCCAACGGAGCAGCGCGCUCGACCUCCAAACCCUCGAUACGCUCCGUCUCCGGUCCCGCGACCUCCACAACCUCGCCGCGAUCCAACCCCUCGAUCGCGUUUAAUCGACCGUCAGUCAAGAGCAUGGCACAAAAGUUCAACCACCCUACGUCGGCCGAAUCAUCCCCCCAAUCCACACGCGCGCGACCCGUCCGACCGCCGGCGGCCUCCACGAACUCAUCGCCCGCACAACCAGCCAAAGAGGCUUCCUACGGCUCGUACAAGUUCAACAACCUCAAGCCGCGAGAACGGCCACAGCCUGCGCCUUCGUCUCCCGCCAGCGCCCGGGAGAUUCGACAGGCGAAGAUAUACGGCGCACUGGUCAACGGUGUCGAGAGCUCGAGUCCACGCAAGGCACCAUCGCGAAAGAAGGUGGCUUCACCAACGCGCGAGAAGGAAAAGAGCCGACAACCGUUCUUUGGCGAAGUGAUAGGAGAGCACGAUGCGGUAACGCCAGGUUUUGGGAUCCCCCAAUUCGACGGCGCAGCACUGUCCAACGAGUCCGUUUCCAAUUCACCGGGCCCGCAGCCAGGCACCUCGACCAUCAAAAUCGUAACAGACGACCUCCCCGCUUUGCCCGAGAACCACGCGGACGGUUUUCCUCCACAUCACCAACCCUCCGCCUCCGACAUGGCGUCGCACCGACCGGGUGCGGACCGUGAUGCGCAACAGUCUCCUAUGUCAGAUAACAGAACACCGCGGCGGCGGUCUCCGCCAUCGCGAAUACCGGUUCCCGCGUCACGAAGAAUGAGUGCAGCUUCGGAUUCGAGCUCUUCGACGCGUUCCGCCAGGUUCGCAAGCUACAUGCGGCCCACGGCAGCGACUCGUGCACACGGCAAGGAAACACCCACACGCCCGGCAAGAGCACCCGUGAGCAAGACUAGCACGCCUUCUAAGAAAUCCACAACACCUGCAGGUCAACCCACCCUGUCGGCCGCGACGUACCGCGGAUAUCGUGAGCGGGGAAAGUCGCCCCAGGCCACCAGUGGAUCUGGACCCAGUGUCGCGGCUGUCAUAGCCGCUCCGCCGCCACCCACGUCUCCACGUCUUCGCAAUUCACGCGAGCGGCAGCCUUUGCAACGGACACCAGGCUCGCGAUCGAGGAGCGCUGAUCCACAUGGUACGCAGGACUACUUUGGCGAAAGCUACGCGCCGCAAGUGCAGGAACGACCACACUUGCUCGAGCCCGGAUACGAAGAGAAGCGAUUGUCAGUGAGACGCGUCGAGCCCUCAGAAGACGAAGAAGAUCCUUUGGAUAUACCCGGUGUGCAACUAGAAUUGGAUUUUAGCAAUCAGCAUUUGGAUUCUGCAUUGGAUAAACAGCAGAGCGGUUUGCACCUUACUACCGAUGGACCUUCGGUACCCCCCGCUGGACGGCCUUUAUCAUCAGCAACGAGUUUUGAAGAAUCUCCGGUUUUGGGAAUGCCUGGAAGUUUUAUGACGACACCACCCAUAGUACAGGCUGUGGCUACGCCUCCCCCAAAUAAAACAUCCUUUGGACAGGAAAUUUCCCAGGACGCAUCUGCGUCAGAAGCGCCGCAGCUAGGUGGUGAACUUUUGCAAGCGCGAACGUUCCAACCGGCGAACAAGCGCAUGGCAGAGAUCUCACGCGUAGAAGAUACACAAGAUAAAUCCGAACUUGGCGUACGGGAAUCAAUACCCAUCGCUCUUGGAUCAGAAGUCUCGAGCCCGGGAUGGGACAACGAUACGCCUAAGCGGCCGAAGCACCAAACCCGGCUGAGUAUUGGCUCUCAAACUUGGCGAGUUGAACCUUUGGAUGCUUCUGGAACCAUAUCCUAUCUGGACGAGGAGGUUGGUGAUUCGCCUGUUGAUCCGUUUGCUGACCGAGGAACGCUGAGGCCAGACGACUCAGCAAGCAUGGCCUUCUUCCACCAGAUUGGCCAGCAGCACCCCAAUUGGGGCCCGAAGACCCCGGAACCGCAAAAGGACUCGUUCACGUUGGAUAGUGAGGCCUACAGCGUCAUUAACAAGAUUUUGAACGUCUACCACGAAUCAGACACGAUCACUCCGCAAAUCGCGCAACAGUCGUGGCAACAAGUACAGAGCGUAUCUCCCAUAGUGGCCCAACACAGAGACUGGAGCUCGAAAGAGGCAACCGAGACGUAUCUUGCGAGAUUACUUAGCGAUGCUGCAGUAGGAAGAGAUGGAGAAGCAGACGUGGACGCAACGCCCCAUGCGGUACAGCCUGUGCAACCUGCUGCAUCUGCACCCAGCAUCCGGCAACUUGCUGCGGACCCGGACGAAGAUGAGCCUUUCCCCGGUGGCACCGCCAUCAUUUUUCCCUCAGAAUCGAGGCGGUAUUCACGAGGCUCGCGUGCGUCGGUCGCGUCAGCGACGACAACUAUCUUUGAAGGCCCGAGCCGGCCCGACAGUUCUUCCGGUCUCUCUGCACGUGAUCGCACCCACAGCAACGACAUCUCGCACCCAGUGAAUCCUCCGCCGAAAGACUGGUCCUCGCCGCUGUCCCACGAGAUCCAGUACCAACGGUUGCCUGAAGCCACCUACGCGGGCUCAGGCCUAGGGCUGUCUCUGCAGCAGAGUCGGGAGCAACAGCAGGCGCCUCACGGGCCACAAUCCGCACCGCCAAAGCCGGCAUACUCGCCGCCGCCGCCGCCGCCGAAUAUGGGGCACGUCUUCGGCCGCAUCUGCCCACCCGAACGACGCAACGGCGACGACUCAGACAGCCUCGAUGACAGGCCCCUGCUUAGCAGGUCGCCGCCGCCUGAAUCGCCGAAGCGAACCCGCAACACGUACAGCAGCACCGAUGGGAGCGGGGCCAUGAUGACAGGCGUUGUUCCGAGCACGGAGAAGGCACCGACGUCAGAGCCCACGUCGCCCAAUCCUGAGCGGCUGCAGGAGAAGGUGUCCCUCGACUCGCCGGGGUUGAGCGCGGAACAGGAUCGCGGCAAGGCCGUGGUGCAGGUACAGAAGCGCUACCGCGUCAUAGAGGAGUUGUGCAAGACCGAGCACAGCUUCUGCGUUGACAUGAUGGUGGCCCACCAGAUCUUUGAGGGCACGUCCAAGGAGGUACUGACCGACGAGGAGCGCAAGCUCUUGUUCAGCAAUUGCAAGGACCUAGAGAACUUCUCCCACAAUCUGUGGAAGUCGCUUAAGGAUGCCAUCCGGCCCAUUGUCAACCAGCUGCCGCCCGAAGAGAGCUCGGGAGCCGAAUACGAUGAAUUCGUACACUGCACGCCGGAGAACGACCGCCAGGUCAAGGUUGGAGAGGUCAUGCUGGCAUUCAUACCCCGCAUGGAGCGCGUGUAUACAACGUACUACCUCAACUACGACGACGCGUCGAAAUUCAUCAAGGCCAACACGCAGAACCCGGAGCUGCUGGGCUGGGUGAUGGCCUGCUUUCAGCACUGUCCCAACCUCACGACUGCGUGGGAUCUAGAUUCCCUUCUCAUCAAACCCGUUCAGCGCAUGCUUCGAUACCCCCUGCUCCUCUCAGAACUCAUCGAGAAAACUGUUGCGGACCACCCAGAUUUGGCGAUGCUCAAGCAGGCCAAGGAUGCAAUCAUCAAAAUUGCCGAGCGUAUUGACGUGGCGAAGAAGCGGCAGGAGACGCUGCGCGCAGCAACGUCAGAGGGCAAGAAACAAAAAGGCAAAGGAUCCGCCGAUCGUAACGUCAAAUCGAUCGUAAAAGCUCUUAGGUGGAGCAAGGAGAAAGCCAAGACUCUUCAAGAAGCCACCCUCAUCUUCGACGAUCAAGAAUACAACCAGGUGACGCAGAAAUUCGGCGGUCAUUUCUUCCAGAUUCAGAUCGUGAUCGCCGACAUGGACCAGUACUUAUCUUCCAUGACCGAGUCGACCGUACAACUCAACCAGGUGAUGCUUGGCUUCAUCACGGUCGCCGAGACAGGCCCUUCAGCCAAUGCCGAGAUGGAGAGCACCUGGCGGCGAUGGGCGAUGGCACAUCUUGAUCUCCAGAAUAAGGCCCUCGAAGAGCACAAAACCGCUGUUAGGGAUCGUGUCAUGAAGCCCAUCUCGAGCGUGUGGGAUCAAUGGGUUGGCCCACAGAAACUCAUGGAGCAACGCAAGAAGCUCCUCAUACAGUACGCCAAGUACAAGCAGGCUGUCGACCGCAAGGAGAAGAUCGACCCUAAGCUUGAGGAGACUGCCAAAUCCUUCCUUACGAUCAAUGACUCCCUCAAGCAAGAGCUGCCUAUGCUGUAUGAACUCACCAAGAAGGUUGUCCGUCUCUGCUCUACCAUCUUCAUCGGCCUUUCCAAGGACUGGUACAAGACGUGCUCCAAGAAGAUCCUUCCACUUCUAGAGAGUGAGCCACAGCAUACUACGUCGAUUAGCUACGACUUCAAGACGUACCAAGAACGCUUCAAGUCGGACUUCCGCCAGAUGGAGGCAACUGCAAGGAGCCUUGCGAUCAUCAACCACGACCUGAUCAAUAGUCUCAGCAACUACAUGAGCCCUAUCCCCAUGGCCGACGAUACCUCGUCACGCAAAUCUUCAUCCAGGAGGACUGAGUCCAUUGGCAGCGAGGUCUCUAUGAUGGAUCGUCACAGCCGCAAUCGGAACAGCGGUGGCUACAACAGCUCGCGCUCUGGCAUGCACUCUUUCGAGGGCCCGCCCCGAUCCUCGCCUGCCGUCACGUAUGGUCCUGGCUCUCAACCACCGGUCAGCUACAAAGGGCCCUCUACUACCACCAGCGCAGCAUCUUCUCUGUUCCGCGAGCGCCCUGCCUCUGAUCGUAUUCAUGACCAGCCUCAUGCUCCAGGCUCAUACACUAGCGAAUCUACCGUUACUGCGGGCAGAGCAUCCAACAGCAGCGCCCGCAACCCUGCCUGGACAAACAUGAACCAUGGCUUCGACGGUACCUGGGACGAGACAACCUCUUUCGCGCAGCCCGCUUCUAUCGGUGCUUCUUUCCUCCAACCCUCUCUCACCACCACCUCAUCCUCGCACUCCCAGCAGCCCUCUCAGCCCGGCUCUUCCCGCACCUCCGGCGUUUUCAACUCCGCUCUCCCAAUGUCUAGCCGUAACUCUGCUGAAGAGCUGCCCGCCACUCCUUCUGAUCCCGAUGAGCCUGAGGUCUUGUUCCUGGCUGCGAGCUUGUUUGAGUUCAACAUCGCACACGAUCGUCGCGAGGGCGGCAUUCCCUACCUGGUCUAUGUGCCGGGCGAGAUCUUCGACGUCAUUGGUAUGAAGGGUGAGCUGUGGCUCGCGCGCAAUCAAGACGAUCCGCAUCGCACCGUGGGCUGGAUCUGGGAGAAGCACUUUGCUCGGAUCCUACCCGAGGAUGCGUAGGCCUGGCUCGAUGGGCUGCGUCGGUACGAUCGUAUACCAUUCGUGUCCCGGCAUACCUCACUUCACACUUGCCCAAGACCUUUUUUCUUCUGUUUCUUUUUCUCUGCUCGGCGUUCUUUCGGAGAGCGUAAGGCUCGUUUCUGCAUGAUACCUCACCUUUUC
Paraphaeosphaeria sporulosa is the source of this 5829-nucleotide messenger RNA. RefSeq lists its product as uncharacterized. Bases 145 to 5667 code for a protein of 1840 amino acids. Lineage: Eukaryota; Fungi; Ascomycota; Dothideomycetes; Pleosporales; Didymosphaeriaceae. Gene Ontology annotation, molecular function: guanyl-nucleotide exchange factor activity. Gene Ontology annotation, biological process: intracellular signal transduction. The record is from RefSeq and is a predicted model, not a curated record. The transcript has 2 exons.